AUGCAUCUGGUGGUGGAGUCCCCUCAGGAGGCUGUACUGAAGAUGCUGCCCUAUUUUGUUGAGAACGCCGUGCUGACCCAGAGUGAGAUAUGCUGCAUGUGAGUUUAGCAGAGUGCUUCUGUGUAGAGUGGGUGGGGAUUUCUGAACCGGUCCCUCAUAGAUGUAGUGUGUGAUCUACAAGAAUAGAAAUGCUAUAAGAUUAUUUAAGUGUGUGCCUGUGUGGUUCUAAGACAGGAGUGCACCCAGUGCUUCUUAGUUGUGUAGAAUGUAUGGAUGUGUACGACAGAUAACUCAGUGGUGUACAAAUGCAUUAGGAAGGCUACUGGGAUGUUAUUGUGUACUUACACAAUCUGUCCUGCUAACUUGUCCGUCCAUCUUAAAUGUUACACUUCCCUCUAUAUAUUUGGACACAAUGACUGCUACAUCAAGCUUGUGAAAUGUGGAUAUUUUUGCAGCUUGUUUUGGUUGUGUUUCGGAUUAUGUUUUGCCCAAUAGGAAGUGAAUGGUGAAUAAUGUGUUGUGUAAUUUGAGUCACGUUUAUUCUAAGUAAGAAUAGAAGAUCUUUCUGAACACUUCUACAGUAAUUAUGGAUAAUCAUGAAUGAAUUGUGAAUGAUGAUGAGUGUGAAGGUUGAAGAGGGACAAAGAUCAUACCCCCCCAAAACAUGCUAACCUCCUCUUUGUAAUGGUGAGAGGUUAGCAUGUUUUUUUGUAGCCUCUGUAACUUUCUCAAUCAUCAUUAUUCAAGAUGUGUUCAUGAUUUUUCUUUAAUCAUGCCAUUACAUUAUCAGGAUUAAUGUAGAAAAUUACUCCAGUCAUUAUUCACCAUCCAGUUCCUAUUGGGCAAAACAUAACCCAAAACAAACUGCAAAUGGAUCCAACGAGUUUGUAGAGUCAGAAGCUUGAUGUAGUCAUUGCGUGCAAGGAAUAUGGGACUAAAUACUACACUUUUUACUACUUGAAUACCCUUAAAGUGAAUACAUUUGUCCAAAUACUUAUGACUUCAAAUGGGGGGACUAGAUAUAUAAAGUGUUUUAAUUUCUAAAUGGUAAAACAUAUGUAUGAAAAUACCAUCAAAUAAAAGGUGACAUUCUGUACUGUCGCCUCAUAUGAAACAUUUAAUCUCAAAUCCAAAAUGCUGGAGUAUAGAGACAAAUGUAAAACAUUUGCUUCACUGUCCAAAUACACACAGAGGCGUGUCUAUAUAGCCUAGCUACUGGCUUGAAACUUCCAUAGAUCAACUGUAGAGCAAUCAUGGGAUCAAGUUAAUGCGCAUAACAAGCCUGAUACUAAAAGUAGUCAUACACUUGGCGAUUGUAUGAAUUCUGCUCAUUCAGAGUGAAGAGCCUGUCUUCUUUUCUCUCCCUGAAGAAUAGGUAGGCCUACUCUAUAAUCAUAAGGGAUCAUUGAGGCUAUUUGGCAUGCCUCUCUGUUGUUGUCUUUGUGUGCCGUGAUAGCAGAUAUAUUUUUAGCCCUGGUGUUAGUGGAGAGGCUGAUAGCAGGGUGGGUGCCGGAGGACUGGAGACACCAGAGUAGAGCAGAACAGAAGCUAGUUAAUUAGACUGUCUUAGUAUGGAUCAUGGUGGAGGGCUGGUGAUUUACAUGGCAGGAAAGGAGAGGACGGUUCACGUUCAACACAUCCUCCGGUUGGUUUCUCACUGUGGUUUACGCAUGCAGCAUAUUUCAAUGGAUCAUACAGCAUUGCGUGUACUAUGUGUAGAUUCCAACAAAAUAGAAUGAAACUUUCAUUUUUUUCUAGUAAGAGAGAAAUACUGUAUGUUUACAAUUCUAUAAUAGAUUGAUAUCCUGCCGAGAUAUCACAGGGAAUGCUGAAAGUGGUAAGCUAGAUGAAGGAGGUAGAAUUUGAAAAGGUGUUUGAUGAGGAUUAUCUCUAGUGGCUUUCCCACACUGUAACUGCACACACAGUGACAUGAUGUUUGAAGGAGGUGCUCCAUUUCCUCCUAUAGACUUAGCAAGCUGCAGUUCUACCUCAUAUUCAUCAUUCCCUGACAGGAGUCUCCACACAGCCCCAUACAUUUAAAAACAGGGGAAAGGAGGAGAGAAACACAAGGCCAAAGUGAAACAAAGGCUCUUGUGAUUAGCAGCCGGCCACCCCCAUGGGCCUGUCACUGUGGAACUCUGUCUCUGUGGUCGGGGGGCAGGAAUUUUAGUGUGACUGCGGCACAAAGCAGAGCCUGUUAUUUCAGUGUUAUUGUAUGCUUGGGCCAGGCCUCUUCCUCCUCUGGCCUGGACACAGGAAGUCCAGUCAGGGACAGACAAUGAAGGAAGGGGGUGGUGGGCUAACUCAGGGAUGGUUCUUGACCCUCACAGGGCUUAAAUAUGUGACCCCAGAAUGUUUAGACUAACCCCCUUUUCAACCAGACUUUUGUCAUCAGCGCAACCUAUGGCAUUUAUUGUCUCACCUGAAAUACUGGUUUAGACAUUUAACAAUACAUAGGCUUUGGUGUUGUCUAGUUUUCCUGUUAGGUGUUGGUUUUGUUCCUGUCUCUCAUCACACCUGUACUUUCCAAUGACAUGCUGGUUUGCUAGACUGCACAAACAGGGUACAUUGGGUAUGUGUUCCGCCCUUCUUUCAGGUGGAUUUAUGAGCCUGGCGAGAGACUCAUUCUGAAAGCACAGUGUAAGCGAUUAAUUGGAGCUAGCAUGGAGAACAGCUUCAGCCCUACUUUGUCUUUCACCAUCACCAUGCUAUAUUAAUUGUCACCUGCAGAUUGCUCAGGAAGUCAAUGAGAGGUUUGCCAUAUAGCCUAGACAGGUGAGACGUAUAAAUGCUGUGUGUAGCUCCGAGGAAUGCGUUACAAAAUACUGCAGCUAAUUAUUCAAGAUGUUUUGCAUUUAGCUGGGCCAGCAGAGACCUGACAGAUCCCAUCAGAAUGCAGCAGCUCAUGCAAGGGAAAAAGGACAGAUAAGCGUUCAUGAUCAAAGCUUGAUUCAUAGCUGCUGUAGGUUGAGGCUCCAGCUCCCUCUCAAACCUGGCUUACUGCUGGACCUUUCCUAUUGGGUUUAGUGGCAGAAAUAGUGGCAGCCAACACCCAAGAUGUAUCCUCAUCUCAGUGCCUGUCUGGGCCUCCUGACCUGAAGCCCUAUAUUAAACACUGUCUGGUCCCAGUAUUUGAUCCCCUGCUGAUUUUGUACAUUUGCCCACUGACAAAGAAAUGAUCAGUCUAUAAUUUUAAUGGUAGGUUUAUUUGAACAGUGAGAGACAGAAUAACAACAAAAAAAUCCAGAAAAACGCAUGUCAAAAAUGUUAUAAAUAAAUUUGCAUUUUAAUGAGGGAAAUAAGUAUUUGACCCCCUCUCAAUCAGAAAUAUUUCUGGCUCCCAGGUGUCUUUUAUACAGGUAACGAGCUGAGAUUAGGAGCACACUCUUAAAGGGAGUGCUCCUAAUCUCAGUUUGUUACCUGUAUAAAAGACACCUGUCCACAGAAGCAAUCAAUCAAUCAGAUUCCAAACUCUCCACCAUGGCCAAGACCAAAGAGCUCUCCAAGGAUGUCAGGGACAAGAUUGUAGACCUACACAAGGCUGGAAUGGGCUACAAGACCAUCACCAAGCAGCUUGGUGAGAAGGUGACAACAGUUGGUGCGAUUAUUUGCAAAUGGAAGAAACACAAAAUAACUGUCAAUCUCCCUCAGCCUGGGGCUCCAUGCAAGAUCUCACCUCGUGGAGUUGCAAUGAUCAUGAGAACGGUGAGGAAUCAGCCCAGAACUACACGGGAGGAUCUUGUCAAUGAUAUCAAGGCAGCUGGGACCAUAGUCACCAAGAAAACAAUUGGUAACACACUACGCCGUGAAGGACUGAAAUCCUGCAGCGCCCGCAAGGUCCCCCUGCUCAAGAAAGCACAUAUAUAGGCCCGUCUGAAGUUUGCCAAUGAACAUCUGAAUGAUUCAGAGGAGAACUGGGUGAAAGUGUUGUGGUCAGAUGAGACCAAAAUCGAGCUCUUUGGCAUCAACUCAACUCGCCGUGUUUGGAGGAGGAGGAAUGCUGCCUAUGACCCCAAGAACACCAUCCCCACCGUCAAACAUGGAGGUGGAAACAUUAUGCUUUGGGGGUGUUUUUCUUCUAAGGGGACAGGACAACUUCACCGCAUCAAAGGGACGAUGGACGGGGCCAUGUACCGUCAAAUCUUGGGUGAGAACCUCCUUCCCUCAGCCAGGGCAUUGAAAAUGGGUCGUGGAUGGGUAUUCCAGCAUGACAAUGACCCAAAACACACAGCCAAGGCAACAAAGGAGUGGCUCAAGAAUAAGCACAUUAAGGUCCUGGAGUGGCCUAGCCAGUCUCCAGAACUUAAUCCCAUAGAAAAUCUGUGGAGGGAGCUGAAGGUUCGAGUUGCCAAACGUCAGCCUCGAAACCUUAAUGACUUGGAGAAGAUCUGCAAAGAGGAGUGGGACAAAAUCCCUCCUGAGAUGUGUGCAAACCUGGUGGCCAACUACAAGAAACGUCUGACCUCUGUGAUUGCGAACAAGGGUUUUGCCACCAAGUACUAAGUCAUGUUUUGCAGAGGGGUCAAAUACUUAUUUCCCUCAUUAAAAUGCAAAUCAAUUUAUAACAUUGUUGACAUGCGUAUUUCUGGAUUUUUUUGUUGUUAUUCUGUCUCUCAAUGUUCAAAUAAACCUAUCAUUAAAAUUAUAGACUGAUCAUGUCUUUGUCAGUGGGCAAACAUACGAAAUCAGCAGGGGAUCAAAUACUUUUUUCCCUCACUGUAUGACUUACCUGCUCUCCUUAUCUUCACUCCCUCUGUAACAUAGGGCUGUAAAAGGUGUAAGGAUUAUGUUAUAAAUUAGAACUGGAACAGUUUGCACAGUGCUGAACUGUGAGUGACCAUGUGGCUCAGUCUGCCCAGAUUGCUGCUUGAUCCAGAGUUUCUAACUGCUCUCUUCAUCUGUUGUGCUUUUGCAGCCUGAGCGAGAGCUUCUUCAUGGUGAAGGGUGCCGCCCUCUUCCUGCAGCAGGGCAGCAGUCCUCAGGACCAGAAAGCACAUCCCCACCACAAACAUGCAGGUGAGUACCUACCAUACAACCAAAGGACAGGACCCAAUGGAAGUUUGGGCUGCCAGGCAAAGUUGGUAAAUGGUCCCAAAACUCGAGACAAAUUAACUUCAUUACUCUGUCCAUCUUAGAGACAGUGUUGUAAUUGUUGUUGUUUUGUUUGGUUAGCCUAUUUGUUGCUUUGUCUGAUGAGUCUCUCUACCUGCUGGCCUGGAAAGCACACCAGAUGAGUGAGUGCACCCGAGUUGAGGUGGACAGUGUCUGGCUGAUUAUUAGCAUAUUCCAGACGUGUCGUGUGUAGCUUAGGCAGAUUAGUGGUUAAGUAGGACUACAGUAUGUGUGGCUGCUGGUUGUGUUCAGUAGUAGGCCUACUUCUGUUCCGUAUCAAUCAAAACAGGACACUGAGGGUUUGUCAUUUGGCAGUAGGGCUGUCCCCGACAAAAUACAUCUUCAUAGACCGAAAGUCAUCUGUUGUUUCGACUAAUUGAUUGGUCAACAUUUUUAAACAUGUAUUUUUCCAUAUAUAUAUAUAUGUGUUUGAAUAAAAUCAACUAUAUGCAUUGAGCUUAUCUGAUGCUUUAAGCUUACGGUUUGAUGAAAUAAGACAAAUGUCUCAAGAGGGCGCCAGAGAUCUUAACCUUAACCUGACCCAUCUAUUCUCCUCCCGCUCCUGCUGGCUUUCGCAGAUUCUGCCGUUACUCUCCUGAAGUUGCCGGUAAUAGGCUACACGAGGAGUCGGCAACCUUUCUCAUGUUGAAUGCCAAUUUAUCUUACCAUUUCUACCGAUCUGCGUGCCAGUUAUGAUUUUCAUAUUAAAAUUUUCAUGAAACAGUUUCAUUUAAUUUAUAAGAACGUUUCAUAUCUCAAAAUCAUUGUCAUGUGGUUAAUAUUUUGUUGCCAUUGCCAACUAUGUAAAAAUAGCCUACAUAAAGCCAACAAAUAAAAACAUUGCAGCCUGCAGGUAGAAAAAAUCCUGGUAAAAAAAGAAAAAAAUCCUAUAAAUCACAUUGGCUACACAUGGCCUGUCUGCAACGAACCUGAAACAUUGUACCAACUAUUAACUUGGGUCCGGCCGAUUGCAACAUUGUAUAAAGUAUUCUGGGGCCUCAGUGUUUCCUGCGCCAGUGAGCUCAGGACAGACACAGCUGUAGGCUAUUUGCGCAAGGGAUAAGAAGCAGUGCUUGACUUGGGCAGGAGCUCACUGGAGCUGAGUACGAGCACCUCAAAUGUUCUACUGCUUGAGCUCCUGUUCCUCUUAUAGAAUAUUAGCUCAAACGUAUUGUGGAGCUCCUGCACCUAACUAUAGUACCAGUUUCAGUCCAAGUCAAGCACUGAUAAGAAGGAAUCAGGUAGGCCUAUUUUAUGACGUUUCCACUGGAUCACAGCAUGACAUUUUUCCGUUUCACGCUAAGUGGUUAUCAAAAGGGAGAGAGCUGGAAAGAUUUUUCAAAUACAUUGAGGAACUAUUGUAAUUCUCAAUGGAUGUAAAAACAGACUUUGUUUGUUUGCGGUUUUAGGUGAAGAAAAUAUUACUUUGAGAAGCUCCACAUGUCAUUAGUGGUGGUGCGCGUUAAGCCAAUCAGAAAUACUAUCAGAUCCCCAAAUGGGCACAUUUAAAUGCCUACAUUUGCGCGCAGGCCAGGUAGCCUAUAGGCCUACUUCUAUGCGUGCGUGUCCUUACUCAACAUUGACAGGAGCGCUCCAAACAAAAGACAAUGACACAAUGAAAUAAACCAAAACUUAUUUCUCACAAGUGUAGCAUAGGUUGUGCACUCUGCAAACAAUGUGUCCACUCAGACAAUGAUAAUGGAAAGACUGGAAUAAUAAUAAUACUGAAUGCAUCAAAAGAGGUUCCAGUGUUUAGCCACCGGUAUAAUGUAAAGUAUGAUAUUUCAGGUAUGAUUCUAAGGCAGAGGUUUUAAUUGGUUAAAAACAAGAUCCUGCAGCUGCUUGGGGAGAGCUUAACAUGCACUCUCAAUAUCACAGAGAACCAAGGAUCGUUUUUUUUCUCCCACUGCUGUUCUAGUUUUACUCUGUGAGCCAUUAUUUUGUUCAUUUGAUUCCAAUUAGUUUCUCAUUUUUGGUUCCCUUGUUUAAGUGAAUUAAAAUGGAAUUUGGAAUCGUUUGCGUCACCAAGUGAGUUGACUGAACUUGAGGACAUUCAGGAUUGGCUGCUAGCCCACAUUGAGUGAUUCAGUUGGUAGGGAGUUACUGCAGGAUGCAGUCAUGUGUUUCUUAUAGAGAAAGUACUGCCUGUGGAAAGUGAAUAGGCCAGUUUUUUUUUUUAGGUUGUUUGCUGUAGGACAGAAUGUUUUCAAAUAGGAAUGGAUAAUCUCCUAAGCCUAGCCUCUGGGUAACGUUUAUCCUGUAGCCCACUACCAGUGAACAUUGCGCCUUGUAGUUAGAAUACUUAGCGGUGCCCUCAGGUUGUGAGGUGACUGAUUUCUGAUCCAUGAGCUGAGGCCACACUGUGCAGUCCCUUCUGUCUGAGUAACCCCAAUCUUGGCUGGCCACUAUCUUUUGUCAAAGCUGUAAUAGUGGCAGGAGAUAUGUCAUGAAAACACCACCCAGUGAAGAACUUGCAGAACUUCCAAAACAAAAAGAAAGAUACCCGAGUGUCAACUGAAGUGGGCCUCAACCAAACCAAAUGCAGAGAUUAGCAUUUGUCUCAGAAGUGAGACUGAGCAUCUGAGCUGAGCUGAGGAGAACUCCUAUAGCCCCUGGCUGUUAAGGCCCAGAACAGUUGCAGAGUAAAGUACUAACUUACUAAUACAUGUAAAUGAAUAUACAGUACCAGUCAAAAGUUUGGACACGUACUCAUUCAAGGGUUUUUCUUUAUUUUGAAUAUUUUCUACAUUGUAGAAUAAUAGUGAACACAUCAAAACUAUGAAAUAACACAUAUGGAAUCAUGUAGUAACCAAAUAAGUGUUAAACAAAUCAAAAUAUAUUCAAAGUAGCCACCCUUUGCCUUGAUGACUGCUUUGCACACUCUUGGCAUUCUCUCAACCAGCUUCAUGAGGUAGUCACCUGGAAUGCAUUUCAGUUAACAGGUGUGCCUUGUUAAAAGUGAAUUUGUGGAAUUUCUUUCCUUCUUAAUGCGUUUGAGCCAAUCAGUUGUGUUGUGACAAGGUAGGGGUGGUAUACAGAAGAUAGACCAAGUCCAUGUUAUGGCAAGAACAGCUCAAAUAAGCAAAGCGAAACGACAGUCCAUCAUUACUUUAAGACAUGAAGGUCAGUCAAUCCUGAAAAUGUCAAGAACUUUGAAAGUGACUACCUCAUGAAGCUGGUUGAGAGAAUGCCAAGAGUGUGCAAAGCUGUCAUCAAGGCAAAGGGUGGCUACUUUGAAGAAUAUCAAAUAUAAAAUAUAUUUUGAUUUGUUUAAUACGUUUAAUCGUUUUGAUGUCUUCACUAUUAUUCUACAAUGUAGAAAAUAGUUUUUAAAAAUAAAGAAAAACCCUGGAAUGAGUAGGUGUGUCCAAACCUUUGACUGGUACUGUAUGUCUGAACGUGUCUUUAUGAGGUGUCUACCUAUGGAUGAGCCAUGAAGCAGGGGAACAUGCCCAGAGCCAGCAUGGCGCCGACAGCUGUAAUUAAAGCCGCCCAGGAGGAGAGGACAUCGUUUGUUUGCCAGUCGUCGGAACACCUUGACUGACACAUGCUUGGCUGCCCCUCUUUACUUAUCAACACUGUAGUGGUUAGGGUUGUAAUUUAACGCCUCCAUAUCGAGUAGCCCUCCCUUUUUGUCUGUGUCCCAAAUGUGUCCCUAUUCCCUAUUUAGUAGGGCUGUGGUUAAAAGUAGUUCACUACAUAGAUAAUAUGGUGCCAUUUGGGACACAACCUUUAUCUCACCCCAAAUCAAAUCAAGCUUUAUUUAUCUAGCAUAUUUCAGACAUGAAUGCAACACAAUGCACUUCACAGGAAAAAACGAAUAAACAAUGAAAAUAAAAACGUAACCAUUUACUACACAAGAAACAUAAGAGGAUACAAAAAACGAAAGAUAGCAAUUUAAAACUGAAAGACUAAAAAAGCACCCAAAAGAAAACCUAAAAAGGUGUGUUUUAGGAUCCCUUUUAAAUAUGUCCACAGUUUUGGCCCCCCUCAGGUUCUCUGGCAGGCUAUUCCAGAGGCAGGGGGAAUAGUAACUUAAAGCUGCCUCUCCAUGCCUCUUGGUCCUAGGCUUUGGGAUGGUUAAAAGGCCAGUGCCAGAGGACCUGAGGGACCUACUGGGUACAUAACUUAAAAUUAUGUCUGAUAUGUAUUGGGGUGUACAAUUGUGGAUUGAUUUGAAAACCAAUAGAAGAGUCUUAAGAUUAAUUCUAAAACUCACCGGCAGUCAGUGCAGAGACUUUAAAACCAUUGUAGUGUGUGCUCUCCGUCUGGUCUUGGUCAGUACCUGUGCUGCAGCAUUCUGUAGGUUUUGCAGUUGACCAAUGGCUUUCUUGGGUAGACCAGAAAGGAGAGCAUUACAGUAUUAUUGUGCUGUCUGUGUUGAAGCUGCAACAUAAUUUCAGCCAUUUAGUGUCUUACUUGUUUCUGACUGAAAAGUUAUGUUACCGAAAUCCCUAAUUUGUUUACGAAAAAUAUUCCCUAUUCCCUCAACCCUUGCUCUCUUUACGUGAAACAUGUAAGCAUCGCAUGCAUGUGACCAAUAGGGCCGGACCUAUAGCCUAUCAUAAUCACAUCAAUAAAUUGGUUAUAAACUCUGAACACAGUAAUGGCGACAGCAAAAUGGAUGCGGAGGACGUGAAAAAUUAACUGGAAACGGGCAAAUGUUUACUGGUUUCUCAGGAGGGAAAGGGGAAGUCAGAUCUGUGGAAGACAUUUUGAUUUAGUUGUGCAAACUACUGGAGAUCAAGAAAAAGGAGGGUAUAGGAGCAAGCGUUGUGUGAGUAUUAUGUGUGCAUAAAGUUGCUGUUAGAUUACAAUAUUAUUAUUUUUUCUGACCAUUUAGAACAGUGUAAACAACACUAAAUAAAUAAGUGUACCAGAGAGUCUGUUCUAACAAAACAAAAAAGAUAUAUAAAGCCUUUAUUACAGCAGACUAAAAACAGUUGCAUGCAUUCGUGAAUUGGAGUUUAUUUAUUGUUUAGGCUAAUUAUUCAAAGAUCAUUUUAUUUAAUUUUAAAACGAAUGUGCUUGACUGCAUUUCAAAGCAUAAAUGUCUCGUAUGCUGUGUGAUGGCAUGAAUGAAUUAAUGAUUGAUUGAUACAGUAGCAUAUAUAUUGAAUUAUAAAUUGUGUGGUUAAAGCCCUGAAUGCUGAUUGGCUGACAGCCGUGGUACAUAUAUUUUUACUGCUCUAAUUACAUUGGUAACCAGUUUAUAAUAGCAAUAAGGCACCUCUGGGGUUUGUGGUAUAUGGCCAAUUUACCAUGGCUAAGGGCUGUAUCCAGGCACUCCGCAUUGCUUCGUACAUAAGAACAGCCCUUAGCCGUGGUAUAUUGGCCAUAUACCACACCCCCUCGUGCCUUAUUGCUUAAAUAUAGGCCUAAGUAAGUUACAGUAUUAAGACUAAACACGACACGCUCUUAGGCCUACAGCUCGAUGGUGGUUAUACAAGGCUACUAUAGAACGCCUACUAAUGAUAACGACAUUACUUAUUAUUAUAAUGAUGAUUGUAAUAAUAAUUGUAAUAAUAACAAUAAGAAGGAGAUCAAGAAAAAGGAGGGUAUAGGAGCGAGAGCUGCGUGCAUAUUAUGUGACAAACAGGUGCUGUUAGAUUACAAUAUUAUUUUUCUGCCUGUUUGGAACAGUGUAAAGAACACUAAAUAAAUGUAUAAGUAAUACCAGUCUGUUCUAACGAAAAAAACAAACAUGUAAAGCCUUUAUUACUGCAUAGCAAAGAUUAAAAACAGCCGAAAUUGCUUUAUCCGACAUUUGGCCGUUGCAUGAGGCUUGGUGCUCACGGAAUCAGUAGGCUAUUAAACAAACACUCAAACAGGCAACAGAAGCAAGAUCUGUCUUCUUUCUGAAGGGUUUUCUUGAUUUUUUACAUUGUAGAAUAAUAGUGAUGACAAACUAUGAAAUAACAGAUGGAAUCAUGUAGUAAACAAAAAAGUGUUAAACAAAUCAAAAUAUAUUUUAUAUUUGAGAUUCUUCAAAUAGCCACCCUUUGCCUUGAUGACAGCUUUGCACACUCUUGGUAUUCUCUCAACCAGCUUCACCUGGAAUGCUUUUCCAACAGUCUUGAAGGAGUUCCCAUAUAUGCUGAACAUUUGUUGGCUGCUUUUCCUUCACUCUGCGGUCCGACUCAUCCCAAACCAUCUCAAUUGGGUUGAGGUCGGGGGAUUGUGGAGGCCAGGUCAUCUGAUGCAGCACUCCAUCAUUCUCCUUCUUUAUAAAAUAGCCCUUACAUAGCCUGGAGGUGUGUUGGGUCAUUGUCCUGUUGAAAAACAGAUGAUAGUCCCACUAAGCCCAAACCAGAUGGGAUGGCAUAUCGCUGUAGAAUGCUGUGGAAGCCAUGCUUGUUAAGUGUGCCUUGAAUUCUAAAUAAAUCACAGACAGCGUCACCAGCAAAGCACCACCACACCAUAACACCUCCUCCUCCAUGCUUUACGGUGGGAAAUACACAUGCAGAGAUCAUCCGUUCAUCCAUACCGCGUCUCACAAAGACACGGCGGUUGGAACCAAAAAUCUCAAAUUUGGAUUCCAGACCAAAGGACAGAUUUCCACCAGUCUAAUGUCCAUUGCUCGUGUUUCUCGGCCCAAGCAAGUCUCUUCUUCUUAUUGGUGUCCAUUAGUAGUGGUUUCUUUGCAGCAAUUCGACCAUGAAGGCCUGAUUCACACAGUCCCCUCUGAACAGUUGAUGUUGAGAUGUGUCUGUUACUUGAACUCUGUGAAGCAUUUAUUUGGGCUGCAAUUUCUGAGGCUGGUAACUCUAAUGAACUUAUCCUCUGCAGUAGAGGUAACUCUGGGUCUUCCAUUCCUGUGGCGGUCCUCAUGAGAGCCAGUUACAUCAUAGCGCUUGAUGAUUUUUGCGACUGCACUUGAAGAAACUUUCAAAGUUCUUGAAAUGUUCCGUAUUGACUGGUUAAAGUAAUGAUGGACUGUCGUUUCUCCUUGCUUAUUUGAGCUGUUCUUGCCAUAAUAUGGACUUUAACCAAAUAGGGCUAUCUUCUGUAUAGCCCCCCCCCCCCCACACACACACCUUGUCACAACACAACUGAUUGGCUCAAACGCAUUAAGAAGGAAAGAAAUUCCACAAAUUAACUUUUAAGAAGACACACCUGUUAAUUGAAAUGCAUUUCAGGUGACUACCUCAUGAAGAUGGUUGAGAGAAUGCCAAGUGUUUGCAAAGCUGUCAUCAAGGCAAAGGGUGGCUAUUUAAAGAAUCUCAAAUAUAAAAUAUAUUUUUUAUUUGUUUAACACUUUUUUGAUUACUACAUGAUUCCAUAUGUGUUAUUUCAUAGUUUUGAUGUCUUCACUAUUAUUCUGCAAUGUAGAAAAUAGUAAAAAUAAAGAAAAAACCUGGAAUUAGUAAGUGUGUCCAAACUUUUGACUGAUACUGUAUAUAUUGGUGAUUUAUAAAGCCAGGCACAUUUAACAGUCUAUUGAUUAUAGACCUAAUUCAAUUGGGGUUUCCUCUCUCCUCAGUUUUCUUAGACAAUUAGGCUAAGGUAAGGGCUGUUUCCUCAUCUCUGCAGCUGCUGCCUCCGCCACAUUGUUCUCUUAACUUUGCUAUUAUGCACAUAGCAACAUAGGGAAAGGCACCAAUUCUAUGGCGCACUGAAGAUUAUGUUUCAGAACCGCGGACAGCGACCGUAUCCAAUGUGGGAGAAAGCACAUUUGUUAUAAAAUAAUAUUAGAUUUAUUAGUGUUGCACCAUUAUUUUUACAUAAUAUAACCAUAUACAAUUUCAGUAUCACAUGUCUUAGAGUGAUGGACUGUGCCAUCCCCGUUGCCUCCGCAAUGGAUUAGUCCACUGAGACAGGCGUGAAUCAAACAGGUGUCUUGUGCCCCAUGAAAUCAAAAAAUUAUUGCGAAUGCUCGACUAAAAAAUCUUUGUCGACCAACAGCCUAUCGACCAAACAAUCGACCAGUCGACUAAAUGGGGUCAGCCCUAGUUGGCUCUAAGAUCUUUUACAACUUUAACUAAGGAUGUCUCUGUGCUGUGGUGGGCAUGAAAACCAGAUUGGAAUUUUUCAAGAAUCAUUUAGCUGUAUCAAAACCAAUUUCUCCAGAAUUUUGCUUAAGAAUGGAAGGUUGGCUGAAAAUGUCUAAGAGCUGAAGAAUCUAGAUUACUUUUAUUCAGAAGUGGUUUCACCAUAGCAGUUUUUAGUGCAGUGGGGAAAGUGCCUGAACAGGGAGUGAUUCAUAAUAGCUUGCACUUCUUCAGAUAUGCAAUUAAAACUUUUUUGAAGAAGGUGGUGGGGAUACAUUUUCCCUUCAUUUUUUAGACACUGAGCAAAUUUCAGGUUUGCUGAGUGCAAACUUGAGCGUUGUGAAAAUUCUGUGCAACUUCCAUUGCGCGUUUACUGUGAACACUGAGGCUGUACCCGCUUUAAGUUACAGUUUUAACAGUGGCCAUGUAAGCUACUGUGGCUAUUUGAUCAUAUUGUUGGCCUACCAUAAAAAACAAUGGAGAAAAUACAUCCCAUAAUAUUUUAACAUAGCUGUUCUAUCAUUCAGCCUACAGUAGCAGCCAAUGUGUGGUGUUCAUUGUAGGCCUACUUUCCAUGAGAAGAAGAAAUAAAACUUGCAGGGCUUGACAUUAACCUGUUUAUCCACUUGUCCUUCAGACAAGGAGGUGACUGAAAAUGUUGUUGUUGUGUUUGAUGCAAGAAACCACUUUACAAAAUAAAAUGCAUUAUUAUUCCCAUACCAUUAUUACAGAGAAUCAGAACAUUUUUGCUACCCUCUGCCUAUUGGCUACUUGUUGUUGUGUUUGAUGCAAGAAACCACUUUACAAAAUAAAAUGCAUUAUUAUUCCCAUACCAUUAUUACAGAGAAUCAGAACAUUUUUGCUACCCUCUGCCUAUUGGCUACCUCGCUUAUUCAAGCCUGUCUCAAAAUACAACAAUGCCCCUUUAAGACAAACAAAUGCUCUUUACCUGACUCGCUUUUCAAAGAUGUCUAGAAAUGUGUACGUUUUGUGCUCUUGUAGGAAGCAAUUAUUCCCCUAUUGCCUGACUACAAAUUAUCUAUAACUGGGCUAAUAACUCACUAACUAGCAAAGGACAAAAUGUGCACACGUGGCUACAUGCAGCUCUCGCUUUGAUCUCUACUCACGAUCACUCAUGCUGUAAACAGUUCAAAGUAAAUGUCACAGAUCCAAAUGUGGCAAUGGUCUAUUUGCAUAUAGGCCUACUGCAGCUCUGAUUGUUUCUGCCGCACGGGUCUGUGUACAGUAGGGGCUGAGUAGUGUGUGUCAAUGCAAUAGAAUCCUACUCCGAUGCGUUCUGCCUACAACAAAAUAUCUUGCAUAGUUCGGUUUGUUUCGGUAUGCUGCAUUGAAAGUGGCUAAUAUUGCGUUGAUUCGAUCACAAUUGUCACAGUAAAGGGGAACGUUAACAGGGAAAACUAUAGAACAGUGAUCACCAAACCUUUUCUAAGUCAAAAUGCAAACGUAAGCCUAUGCAACAUUAACCAAUUAAAAAUAGUACUUUAGCAAUGAGGUUUGUGCAGUAAGCUAUAGGUCUAAUACAUUAUUCUCGCAUACUGGCUUUGCUUGAAUUGCCUUGCUAAUGCAUUGUUGUUCGGGCCAUUUAAAAAAAAUUAUAUUUCAAAAUUUGAGGUAGGCUAUAUGAUAACACCGGUAAUAGAUCCGUUGUUUUUUUUAGUGAUCCAAUUUACAUUUUAGUCAUUUAGCAGACGCUCUUAUCCAGAGCGACUUACAAUGAGUGAGUGCAUACAUUUUUCAUACUGGCCCCCCGUGGGUUGUUGUAUUUCUUGUGAAGCACAGCUGAGUGAGCAUACAUUUUAAAUAAUUUGCUUUUUAUUUUUAUUUUACUGGGCUGAUGGUGCCUGCAUCUGAUGUUCAGUCUCAGCGGAGGGAGAGAGCAGCAGACUGAGAGACCGCCUCUCAUUAUCCCUCCGCUCGCCCUUUCCUCCACUGACACUGACCAAAAAGGUACACCGUCUUCCAGCUGAUGGUGAAACUCGAGUCGCACCGCAUUAUUUCUGCCUCCUAUGAACAGAGAAAGUGAAAUAUUCCUCAAUAUUAAAAAAGACCCAAGCUGCUAAUAAUAACAACAACGCAAGCCUACACUUUCCUACUCAUUCAUUACUGCUGCAGUGCUUGUUGUAGCGCUGAGUGAAACGCAUUUUAUGGCUUAUAAAAGUGUUGAAUACAAAGUGUUGAAAGUGCUGAGUAAGGACUUAAACAUGAACUCACUCAAAAAAACAGCAUCUCUUUGCUGUAUUCGUUGACAGUCUCUCUCUAGUCAUGGUUUUAAACGUUUUGAAAUCUCACAGUUUCAACUUUGCUGUAGCUUUCUUUUACGCCUGCUACGUUACUGCAGACGCAGUCAUCUGAGUCAUAUGAUUGGUCAGCGGUAAGUUAUAGUGCACUUGAUUUGCUCUCUGGGCCUGCCGGGACACAUUAAAUUGUUCAAAAUGGCAACAGUUCGUCUACCCGGCGCGCAGGGCAGCUGUAUCGGGUGCACCUAAAUGAAGAUAAGGCUUUAUCGUUGGGUUUCUUAUAGGCGUUUUUGGCGAUCGACUAGGAAUGCCUUGGAGAUCGACCAGUCGUUCGCGAUCGACCGGUUGGUGACCACUGCUCUAGAACGUUGAGUGAAGUUCAAUCUCGUGCUUCUCUCUGUGGGCUGAUAUUUAUGCGUGGUAGUCCCGGCGGAGCUGCUCGGCAGUCUCGGGGCUACUGCUCGCGUUUAGAGGGAACAUUGGUAGUAGGCUAUUCUGAAUUAUUUCAUUUAUUUCUGAACAGACCGCAGUAACUAUAACUUUGGCAAAUUUAUUUCAAUUUAUCAGGCCUGCUGCAGCUCCUCCAGAAUCCUUUGCAUGGGUCUGUAAGAAAAUAAAUUAUGAAGUGCAAUGCUGGAGAGAUGAGAGUUGCAGGCUCAUGUCUAUCAGAGCAGAGAUCGGGAGAGAGGUCAUAGAAAGUGAAUCUCAUUAUAGUUCUGUGAGAGAUAGGAGGGGGGGGGGCAACUCGAAUGAACUUUGACUGCGUUUAUUAGAAAAGUGACAAUUAUUUUUCAUGCCACGAGAGGUACCGGAUCCGGCCAAAUUGGUUCCGGAACGAAACAGUCCAUGUGCUGUAUCCUGUUGUGGCAGGUUCCGGCUCAAAUUAAGCACUGGAAAGCUGUUUUGACUUUGCGGCUGUGUUAUCUGGUGGACAUAUUUUCACUCUGUCAAUGAAAGGCGCUGCAUGGUCAAUCUCAUGGCCUCUGCAGAAGGCAGGGCAUUCAAACUUCUUGCGCUUGGCGGAGCAGUGCAGAGCUGUUGUCAAGGAAAUGAGUUUGUGUUUAUACAAGACCUCCCGCCCUCACCUACCGUCAAACGAUCAUGUCAAUGUGGAGCGAUAUGUAGCCCUCCACAUUGUUAAACAAUUUAUGAGGCGCAUGGCGAUGCGGUGUGGAGCUAAAUUUGGCCUCUGCUUGCCUCCAGAGGCUCUGCAAUUGGGUCAAACCAUCUAUAUGGCCACAUUUUCGGAUCAAGCAUAAAUUGGCUCUUAGGUUAGUAUUGUGGAGUAACUACAAUGUUGUUGAUUCAUCCUCAGUUUUCUCCUAUAAUAAUAAUAAUAUGCCAUUUAGUAGACGCUUUUAUCCAAAGCGAUUUACAGUCAUGUGUGCAUACAUUUUUACAUAUGGGUGGUCCCGGGGAUCGAACCCACUACCCUGGCGUUACAAGCGCCAUGCUCUACCAAUUGAGCUACAGAGGACCACCUAUCACAGCCAUUAAACUCUGUAGCUGUUUUAAAGUCACCAUUGGCCUCAUGGUUGAAAUCCCAGAGUGGUUUCCUUCCUCUCCGGCAACUGAGUUAGGAAGGACGCCUAAUCCAGGCACUUGUCAUCUCCCGUCUGGAUUACUGCAACUCGCUUUUGGCUGGGCUCCCUGCCUGUGCCAUUAAACCCCUACAACUCAUCCAGAAUGCCGCAGCCCGUCUGUUGUUCAACCUUCCCAAGUUCUCUCACGUCACCCCGCUCCUCCGCACACUCCACUGGCUUCAAAAAAAAAAACAUUGUAAAGUGGUUAUCCCACUGGCUAUAAGUUGAAUGCACCUAUUUGUAAGUCGCUCUGGAUAAGAGCGUCUGCUAAAUGACGUAAAUGUAAAUGUAAAUGUAGUGAGUGGGUGUAUUGAUUCACCAUCCAAAGUGUAAUUAAUAACUUCACCAUGCUCAAAGGGAUAUUCAAUGUCAGCUUUAUUUAAAAAAUUGUACCCAUCUACAAAUAGGUGCCCUUCUUUGUGGUUGAAUCAGUGUUUGAAAUUCACUGCUUGGCUGAGGGACCUUACAAAUAAUUGUAUGUGUAGGGUACCGAGAUGAGGUAGUCAUUCAAAAAUCAUGUUAAACAGAGUGAGUCCAUGCAACCUAUGAUGUGACUUGUUAAGCAAAUGUUUACUCAAAGGUGUUGAAUACUUAUUGACUCAAGACAUUUCAGCUUUUCAUUUUUUAUUAAUUAGUAAACAUUUCUAAAAACAUAAUUCCACUUUGACAUUAUGGGGUAUUGUGUGUAGGCCAGUGACAAUUUUUUAAAAUCAAUUUUACAUUCAGGCUGUAACGCAACAAAAUGUGGAAAAAGUCAAGGGGUGUGAAUACUUCAUGAAGGCACUGUAUGUGGGUUGUUGAUAAACUUACAGAAAUUUUGAUAUUAGUUGGCAGGGGUCUUUACGUCAACAUUAUUGUGUUUUGAUAUAUUUCACUCACUCACUCAACAAUGGAGUAUAUUGAGUUCUCUUUUAUGUUCUCACUCAACAUCCAUUGCCCGUGGCAUGAUGAGUGAUGUUCAGUUUCAAAUGUCAAGAUUUGUUUUAUAUGACUAAAAUGUAUUUAUAAUCACAUAAAACCAUGUUAUCUGAUGACACUAACCAAUCAGGUGUUGUCAUGGAUAUCUUUUAUUUUUUAUAUAUUUUUUUAUGUUCUCUCGCAAUAGGAGACUUACCUCAGCACCUGCAGGUGAUGAUCAACAUUCUUCGCUCGGAGGACCGAAUCAAACUGGUAAGAGACAACACACACACACACACACACACACACACACACACACACACACACACACACACACACACACACACUUCCCCACAGCCCUGGCCAGUGACUAACCACCUGGCACCAUGACAUAGUCAACCUGCCUGAAUGCUUUUUAUUGUGUAUUAAAGACUUGUUUGCUCACUGUAAUUAUUUAAUAAUGAGAACAUGUUUGAACUCACACAGAAGAGCAUUACCAAGUGUUUCCAUGGUGUCUGUGAAAUGGAGAGUUUAUUAGUUUGUUACCUACCACUAUGUUCUCACACUCCAUUGGAAUGAUGCCUCCCAUGUAUUAACAAACUGUUUUUGACUGAGAGAAAUUACUUUAGAGGAUUGGAGUGUAUGUGUGUGUUAUGGUUGGACUGUAUUGGUGUUAUGCUCAUGCUAUGUACUUGUGGAAUUACAUGAUGCAGACUGUGUGUACCCUCUAUAUUCAGAGUCAGUUUGUAUUACCUUUAAUCAGAUUCACAUGUUGGGAGAGGUGCGUGGACAGGUAGGCCAUGUAGCCUAGUUGUUGAUGAACCUGUCAUGUCCUCUGGUACAGGCGGUGCGGUUGGAGAGUGCCUGGUCAGACAGAGUGCGCUACAUGGUGGUGGUGUACACCAGCGGACGACAGGACACGGAGGAGAACAUCCUGCUAGGCAUAGACUUCAGCGACAAGGACAGGUGUGUAUGGGCCUGGGCCUGGGCCUGGGCCAGCUCCUGGCUGUGUGUGUGUGUGUGUGUGUGUGGCUCUUUCCUCACUUGCUAUGGUCGUCCUUGAUGCCAGAUGUUAGACCCUUGUUGUUGUAGCAGCAUCUCCAUUUGAAGUCAAACCAGAUGUGUUGUACUGAUCUGCUGGGAACGUGUAUUUUUGUGUUGUUCCCAGUAAAAGCUGCUCCGUUGGCAUGGUGCUGCCUCUUUGGAGUGACACCAAGAUCCAUCUGGAUGGAGACGGGUGAGUGAGUCCCCCAUAGACAUACAAUUGUUCUAUAUCUGUGACCCCUCUGUCAGACUACAGCCCCCUGCUGGACACUCUGGAGAGAAACAGCUCUGUUUGCUUAAAGUUGUAAUAACUGGAAAACCUGUAACUGGAAUACCUGUAACUGGAAUAACUGGAAUACCUGUAACUGGAAUAACUGGAAUACCUGUAACUGCAAUAACUGGAAUACCGAGCACAGCACAGCCUAAUUUGCUAAAAUGACUUUGACCUCCACAUGUGUUUUGAUAGAGAGUUAUGUUUUAGUGGUUACUAGGUAAUAAUCAGUGUGUGAUCGGGGAGAGUCAUUGCCUGUCUUGUGUCUCCCUCAGGGGUUUCAGUGUGAACACAGUGAGCCGGAAUCAUGUCUUCAAACCUGUGUCUGUACAGGCCAUGUGGUGAGUAGACACAACCGUAGGAAUGACUGCGUAAUACAUUGUUGUUAAUGAAGCAAUCCCACAUCAAUACAUUGGCUGCUGAAUUCAUAUCAGAGCACACGGUUGAGGCAUUUCAAUACUCUCACUCUGCCAAAUACUGGUGUAGAGAUGCAGGUGCAUGCAUCAAUCAAUCAAUCAAUCAAAUGUAUUUUAUAUAUCCCUUUUUAUAUCAGCAAUUGUCACAAAGUGCUUUACAGAUACUCAGCCUAAAAUGAAUGCCAUUCGUUCAUGUGAAUCAGCUCAUUGCCCUUUAAAAGCCUAUUGGUAGAAAAUGAUUAUACUGCACCACAUUUCUCCCAGAUUAACAAAGAUGGUUGAUUGAAGAUAAAUUGACCCACUUUGACCAGUGUCUCUUUCUAACCCCUGUCCCAGGUCGGCUCUGCAGAUUCUUCACAAGGUGUGUGAGGUGUCCCGCAGAUACAACUACUUCCCCGGGGGCAUGGCCCUCACCUGGAUGGGUUACUAUGAGAGCUGCAUCGCCUCAGAGCAGAGCUGCAUCAACGAGUGGAAUGCCAUGAGAGACCUGGAGAUCUUGCGGCCUGACUCUCCCACCAUGUUUGUCGACAAGUGAGUCUACAGAAAUUGCAAAUGGAUAUGAAAUAAUAUAUUAAUAGUUUCACACAAAGUCAAACAUAUACAGUGGGGAAAAAAGUAUUUAGUCAGCCACCAAUUGUGCAAGUUCUCCCACUUAAAAAGAUGAGAGAGGCCUGUAAUUUUCAUCAUAGGUACACGUCAACUAUGACAGACAAAAUGAGGAAAAAAAUUCCAGAAAAUCACAUUGUAGGAUUUUUAAUGAAUUGAUUUGCAAAUUAUGGUGGAAAAUAAGUAUUUGGUCAAUAACAAAAGUUUCUCAAUACUUUGUUAUAUACCCUUUGUUGGCAAUGACACAGGUCAAACGUUUUCUGUAAGUCUUCACAAGGUUUUCACACACUGUUGCUGGUAUUUUGGCCCAUUCCUCCAUGCAGAUCUCCUCUAGAGCAGUGAUGUUUUGGGGCUGUCACGGGGCAACACAGACUUUCAACUCCCUCCAAAGAUUUUCUAUGGGGUUGAGAUCUGGAGACUGGCUAGGCCACUCCAGGACCUUGAAAUGCUUCUUACGAAGCCACUCCUUUGUUGCCCGGGCGGUGUGUUUGUGAUCAUUGUCAUGCUGAAAGACCCAGCCACAUUUCAUCUUCAAUGCCCUUGCUGAUGGAAGGAGGUUUUCACUUAAAAUCUCACGAUACAUGGCCCCAUUCAUUCUUUCCUUUACACGGAUCAGUCGUCCUGGUCCCUUUGCAGAAAAACAGCCCCAAAGCAUGAUGUUUCCACCCCCAUGCUUCACAAUAGGUAUGGUGUUCUUUGGAUGCAACUCAGCAUUCUUUGUCCUCCAAACACGACGAGUUGAGUUUUUACCAAAAAGUUCUAUUUUGGUUUCAUCUGACCAUAUGACAUUCUCCCAAUCCUCUUCUGGAUCAUCCAAAUGCACUCUAGCAAACUUCAGACGGGCCUGGACAUGUACUGGCUUAAGCAGGGGGACACGUCUUGCACUGCAGGAUUUGAGUCCCUGGCGGCGUAGUGUGUUACUGAUGGUAGGCUUUGUUACUUUGGUCCCAGCUCUCUGCAGGUCAUUCACUAGGUCCCCCCGUGUGGUUCUGUGAUUUUUGCUCACCGUUCUUGUGAUCAUUUUGACCCCACGGGGUGAGAUCUUGCGUGGAGCCCCAGGUCGAGGGAGAUUAUCAGUGGUCUUGUAUGUCUUCCAUUUCCUAAUAAUUGCUCCCACAGUUGAUUUCUUCAAACCAAGUUGCUUACCUAUUGCAGAUUCAGUCUUCCCAGCCUGGUGCAGGUCUACAAUUUUGUUUCUGGUGUCCUUUGACAGCUCUUUGGUCUUGGCCAUAGUGGAGUUUGGAGUGUGACUGUUUGAGGUUGUGGACAGGUGUCUUUUAUACUGAUAACAAGUUCAAACAGGUGCCAUUAAUACAGGUAACGAGUGGAGGACAGAGGAGCCUCUUAAAGAAGAAGUUACAGGUCUGUGAGAGCCAGAAAUCUUGCUUGUUUGUAGGUGACCAAAUACUUAUUUUCCACCAUAAUUUGCAAAUAAAUUCAUAAAAAAUCCUACAAUGUGAUUUUCUGGAGAAAAAAAAUCUCAAUUUGUCUGUCAUAGUUGACGUGUACCUAUGAUGAAAAUUACAGGCCUCUCUCAUCUUUUUAAGUGGGAGAACUUGCACAAUUGGUGGCUGACUAAAUACUUUUUUUCCCUACUGUAGAAAGAGAUAUACAGUAUAGGAAAAGUGAUGGUCUGCUGGUUCUGACUGACCCAUUGACUGAGAGUAGAGUAGUGUGCUAAUGAAGCCUCUGUGUGUCUGUCUCUGCUGAUGCAGGCCCACAGAAAGGGAACGGACAGAGUGCCUUAUCAAAGCCAAACUCCGUAGCAUCAUGAUGUUCCAGGACCUGGAGAACGUCACCUCUAAACAGGUAAGCAGAGUGGAGGGAUUAACUAAAUGCACACAUUAGCUGCGUGCCAUCCCUUUAUAGUGCACUACUUUUGACCAGGCCAAUAGGGCUCUGGUCAAAAGUAGUGCACAAUAUAUGGAAUAGGGUGCCAUUUGGCACACGGUAUUGAAAACAAAUAUCUUUGUAUUACAGCCUUACUGACUUGUAGUGUAGUCUUCAGUCAAUUUCGACCAGACAUUAUUUGAUGUAUUUUGAAACUGUAAUCAGGAAUAUUACAAGUAGAAGUGGUAGAAUAUCAAAUGGUUGGGAGUUGAUGACUUUGCUGUCGUCUCAGAUCCGAACGGAGCUGGAGCAGCAUAUGAACUGUAACCUGAUGCAGUACAAGGAGUUCAUCGACAACGAGAUGCUGCUGAUCCUCGGCCAGAUGGACAAGGCAACGCUCAUAUUUGACCACCUCUAUCUGGUUAGUCACCUGGCAACAACUCCUUAUCCAGAACUGCUUGGUACCUCUCAAACUCUAGCCUGGUCCCAGAUCUGUUUGUGCUCUUGCCAACUCCAUUGUUGUCAUUGGUAUGACAAUGAUUGACAAGAAGUUGGCAUGAUGGCACAAACCGACUGGCACUCAGGCUACUCAAACUCUGCUUAAUCUGAUGAAUCAAGUGCAUUUUAGAGUUUUUCUCAUUGGUUAAGGUCGGAUCUAUUUUCUCAAUUAGAUUUGGCCUACUGAAGCCAUGAUAUUUGGCUGAUACUGCUAGCAAAAGUAGUACUCUGGAAGAGCAACAUUUGGACAGCCAUAACUGUGGAGCAUGUGGAGGAAUUUACUGUUUAUUUAUGUGUAGUCAGUCUGACAUUUUUCCACAUUUGUUUGCAGGGAUCUGAAUGGAAUGCCUCCAAUCUGGACGAGCUUAAGGACACUGGGUAAGUACAGCCUUUUGCUAGCUACAAACAGUUCUAUUCCAUAGAAUGAAUUAUUUAUUGUCUCUCGUCUCCAACACUGUCAAUGGAGUUCUAUUUUUCAGAGGCACUAAGGUUGUCAUGAAUACGAUUGGUUGUCACAAAGGUUGUCUCAUCGAUAAAACAUAGAUUAGUCAUUGGUGUGAGUCAGAAUAUUGUGGGAGUAUUAUGGGAUAGUUUCUGUCUUCAUCCAAUAACAAACCGUCUCUUCACCAGGGUGGGCUAUAUCCUCAACGUCACCAGGGAGAUAGAUAACUUCUUCCCAGGAACAUUCUCCUACCACAACAUACGGGUCUAUGACGAAGAGACUACAGACCUGCUGGCCCACUGGAACGAGACGUACAACUUCAUUGUUAAAGCAAAGUAAGUCCUGUUAGCCUUGAAACAGGUAAGAGGGAUGGAAAGGAAAGAGAUAUUGCAAGGGAAAGAGCUGAUAAAGCAAGCUAUUCUUUACCAUAACACACUCCUGUGUAAUCCUUUUUUUAUUCAUACAGUACAUACAGUGGGGAAAAAAAGUAUUUAGUCAGCCACCAAUUGUGCAAGUUCUCCCACAUAAAAAGAUGAGAGAGGCCUGUAAUUUUCAUAAUAGGUACACGUCAACUAUGACAGACAAAUUGAGAAAAAAAAAUCCAGAAAAUCACAUUGUAGGAUUUUUAAUGAAUUUAUUUGCAAAUUAUGGUGGAAAAUAAGUAUUUGGUCACCUACAAACAAGCAAGAUUUCUGGCUCUCACAGACCUGUAACUUCUUCUUUAAGAGGCUCCUCUGUCCUCCACUCGUUACCUGUAUUAAUGGCACCUGUUUGAACUUGUUAUCAGUAUAAACCCUGUCCACAACCUCAAACAGUCACACUCCAAACUCCACUAUGGCCAAGACCAAAGAGCUGUCAAAGGACACCAGAAACAAAAUUGUAGACCUGCACCAGGCCGGGAAGACUGAAUUUGCAAUAGGUAAGCAGCUUGGUUUGAAGAAAUCAACUGUGGGAGCAAUUAUUAGGAAAUGGAAUACAUACAAGACCACUGAUAAUCUCCCUCGAUCUGGGGCUCCACGCAAGAUCUCACCCCGUGGGGUCAAAAUGAUCACAAGAACGGUGAGCUAAAAUCCCAGAACCACACGGGGGGACCUAGUGAAUGACCUGCAGAGAGCUGGGACCAAAGUAACAAAGCCUACCAUCAGUAACACACUACGCCGCCAGGGACUCAAAUCCUGAAUGUCCCCCUACUUAAGCCAGUACAUGUCCAGGCCCGUCUGAAGUUUGCUAGAGUGCAUUUGGAUGAUCCAGAAGAGGAUUGGGAGAAUGUCAUAUGGUCAGAUGAAACCAAAAUAGAACUUUUUGGUAAAAAGUCAACUUGUCGUGUUUGGAGGACAAAGAAUGCUGAGUUGCAUCCAAAGAACACCAUACCUACUGUGAAGCAUGGGGGUGGAAACAUCAUGCUUUGGGGCUGUUUUUCUGCAAAGGGACCAAGACGACUGAUCUGUGUAAAGGAAAGAAUGAAUGUGGCCAUGUAUCGUGAGAUUUUGAGUGAAAACCUCCUUCCAUCAGCAAGGGCAUUGAAGAUGAAACGUGGCUGGGUCUUUCAGCAUGACAAUGAUCCCAAACACACCGCCCGGGCAACGAAGGAGUGGCUUCGUAAGAAGCAUUUCAAGGUGCUGGAGUGGCCUAGCCAGUCUCCAGAUCUCAACCCCAUAGAAAAUCUUUGGAUGGAGUUGAAAGUCUGUGUUGCCCAGCGACAGCCCCAAAACAUCACUGCUCUAGAGGAGAUCUGCAUGGAGGAAUGGGCCAAAAUACCAGCAACAGUGUGUGAAAACCUUGUGAAGACUUACAGAAAACGUUUGACCUGUGUCAUUGCCAACAAAGGGUAUAUAACAAAGUAUUGAGAAACUUUUGUUAUUGACCAAAUACUUAUUUUCCACCAUAAUUUGCAAAUAAAUUCAUAAAAAAUCCUACAAUGUGAUUUUCUGGAUUUUUUUCCCUCAUUUUGUCUGUCAUAGUUGACGUGUACCUAUGAUGAAAAUUACAGGCCUCUCUCAUCUUUUUAAGUGGGAGAACAUGCACAAUUGGUGGCUGACUAAAUACUUUUUUUCCCCACUGUAGGUGAUUCUCUUGGUCAGAACCACGUUGGUAGUAAAUGUAUCUUCCUGCUGCUUUCACUUGAGGUACAGUAAUAGUAGCUUACAGAGAACUGUGAGUGACUUUACUGGGGUGUAGGACCAAGUCUGUGACCAAGUUGUCCUAGAGAAGGAAACUGAAGGUGGUUACCACUAGCAACCCAAAGGCUGUCGUUAUCUUUGCCACAGACAGAGAAUGGUCAUCUGAGUGACAGAACUGGCAGAGGAUUCUAGUAUGAUUCUCCUAACUACAGUUGAAGUCAGUCGGAAGUUUACAUACACUUAGGUUGGAGUCAUUAAAACUUGUUUUUCAACCACUCCACAAAUGUAUUGUUAACUAACUAUAGUUUUGGCAAGUCGGUUAGGACAUCUACUUUGUGCAUGACACAAGUAAUUUUUCCAACAAUUAUUUACAGACAGAUUAUUUCACUUAUAAUUCACUGUAUCCCAAUUCCAGUCGGUCAGAAGUUUACAUACACUAAGUUGACUGUGCCUUUAAACAGCUUGGAAAAUUCCAGAAAAUGAUGUAAUGGCUUUAGAGGCUUCUGAUAGGCUAAUUGACAUCAUUUGAGUCGAUUGGAGGUGUACCUGUGGAUGUAUUUCAAGGCCUACCUUCAAAGGCCUACCUUCAAACUCAGUGCCUCUUUGCUUGACAUCAUGGGGAAAUGAAAAGAAAUCAGCCAAGACCUCAGAAAAAAAAUUAUAGACCUCCACAAGUCUGGUUCAUCCUUGGGAGCAAUUUCCAAACGCCUGAAGGUACCACGUUCAUCUGUACAAACAAUAGUACGCAAGUAUAAACACCAUGGGACCACUCAGCCGUCAUACCGCUCAGGAAGGAGACGCGUUCUGUCUCCUAGAGAUGAACGUACUUUGGUGCGAAAAAUGCAAAUCAAUCCCAGAACAACAGCAAAGGACCUUGUGAAGAUGCUGGAGGAAACCGGUACAAAAGUAUCUAUAUCCACAGUAAAACGAGUCCUAUAUCGACAUAACCUGAAAGGCCGCUCAGCAAGGAAGAAGCCACUGCUCCAAAACCGCCAUAAAAAAGCCAGACUAUGGUUUGCUUCUGCACAUGGGGACAAAGAUCGUACUUUUUGGAGAAAUGUCCUCUGGUCUGAUGAAACAAAAAUAUUACUGUUUGGCCAUAAUGGCCAUCGUUAUGUUUGGCGGAAAAGGGGAUGGCUUGCAAGCCGAAGAACACCAUCCCAACCGUGAAGCACGGGGGUGGCAGCAUGAUACUCUGGGGGUGCUUUGCUGCUGGAGGGACUGGUGCCCUUCACAAAAUAGAUGGCAUCAUGAGGAAGGAAAAUUAUGUGGAUAUAUUGAAGCAACAUCUCAAGACAUCAGUCAGGAAGUUAAAGCUUGGUCACAAAUGGGUCUUCCAAAUGGACAAUGACCCCAAGCAUACUUCCAAAGUUGUGGCAAAAUGUCUUAAGGACAACAAAGUCAAGGUAUUGGAGUGGCCAUCACAAAGCCCUGACCUCAAUCCUAUAGAAAAUGUGUGGGCAGAACUGAAAAAGUGUGUGCGAGCAAGGAGGCCUACAAACCUGACUCAGUUAGACCAGCUCUGUCAGGAGGAAUGGGCCAAAAUUCACCCAACUUAUUGUGGGAAGCUUGUGGAAGACUAGCCGAAACGUUUGACCCAAGUUAAACAAUUUAAAGGCAAUGCUACCAAAUACUAAUUGAGUGUAUGUAAACUUCUGACCCACUGGGAAUGUGAUGAAAGCUGAAAUAAAUCAUUCUCUCUACUAUUAUUCUGACAUUUAACAUUCUUAAAAUAAAGUGGUGAUCCUAACUGACCUAAGACAGGGAAUUUUUACUAGGAUUAAAUGUGAAGAAUUGUGAAAAACUGAGUUUAAAUGUAUUUGGCUAAGGUGUAUGUAAACUUCUGACUUCAACUGUACUUUUGCAUUCAUGGUGUGUUAACCCUACCAGGAAGAACCACUCCAAGUGUCUGGUCCACUGUAAGAUGGGCGUCAGCCGCUCGGCCUCCACCGUUAUUGCUUACGCCAUGAAGGAGUAUGGUUGGUCGCUGGAGAAGGCCUACAACUUUGUCAAGCAGAAGAGGAGCAUCACACGGCCCAACACAGGCUUCAUGAGACAGCUGGCUGAGUACGAGGGCAUCCUGGACGCCAGGUACAGUCACACUCGACUACACCCUCUGUAAUUACCAUAGCCCAGAUCAACUAGGGUAGCCCAACAAGGGAUCAAAGCACUGAAAUAGUGCUGUAGGUUAUAGAUUUUGCUGUAUGUUCUAUGUGUAUUAUUUGAGCAUAUCUCCCAUGCUCCUCCUUACCCCCCCUCUUUUGUCCACUUCCAGUAAGCAGCGUCACAACAAGCUGUGGCGUCCUGACCGCCCCGACCCAGACUGUGACCUCCCUGAGGGCCAGCAGGCCCAGUGCUGUGGGGGGGAGGACCCAGGUAACCGGACCCCUGAGCCGGGGUUGUCCCCCUGCUAUGAGGAGGCUCUUGGGGAGAAGGGGGCUGCAUGUCCCCUUUCCCCCUGCAGAAUGAUCAGUCUGGAGGUGGACCCCGCCUACAACAACUACUACUUCCGCAGGCUGUCUGACUCGGCCCUGGACAGUGACCCCUCCACGCCUGUCCGCGCCCCGCACCUCCUGGACGUGGACCGGGUCUUCAUAGAGAUAGAGGACGUGGAGCGGGACGCCCUGUUGGAUGACGAGGCCUUUGAGGGGCGAGAGGGCCUGCCGCUGCCACACUUUGGGCUGGCUGGGGAGGGGACGGCGGCCCAGACCUCUUGCCGAGGACAAGAGCCCCUGGAGGAGCUGCGCCUGCGUCUGGAGUUCAGCACCGUAGAGGAGGAGGACGAGGAGGAGGUUCAGAAAGAUGAGGCAGAGAUGGAGGCAUUAGCACCGCCAGGAGGAAGAGGGGAGAGUGCAGGAGAAGGUGAUGGUGAAGGAGAGGUGGAGAUGGUUCAGGAAGAGGAGGGAGAGAAGGAGGGCAAUGGGCUGGACCUGGUAACCCUGAACCAGAACUCCAACAAUAACAACCACUUUAAUACCCUGUCCAGACUCAAUGUAAGUGGGAGCGGUUUUCAUUAUGGUGUCUUCUGUCUCUGUAAUAUAUAACCAAUUCAGAUGUAUAUGUAAUAGCUCAUAAUAAAUAGAUAACUUAACUACUAAAGAGUAAUGAUUAUUCUAUGUUUCUGACUUCUUGUUUCCCCUCUGUUUAGGACACUGCUCCUUCCAAACCCGCUCACCCAGUCAAGCCUUCAGCCCUCUCUCGAUCAGACAACAAGCCCAGCCAUAAAAUGGAUUCACUAGCCCAGGACGCUGAUCACUGCCUUAACCCCACACCCCUCCCCAGUGUCUCUGUGGAGGUCCCCAGUGCCACGCUCCCUCUCCCCCCCACCUCCCCCGACACACCCUGUUCCCCCAGCCUGCUGCACCCCUGUGGCCCUCUGUGUGACUGUGCCAACUGUGCUGCCCCGCCCUCUACACCUCUACCUGAUGCCCAGGACUCCCCCUGCUCUCUGACAUCUGAGGACAUGGCUGAUGUUCUGGAGGGUGAGGCCGAGGGUGAGGAAGGGAAGCUUUUAGGGGUCUCUGAGCCUUUCCCUGUCCCAGAGCUGCUGGGACUGAGCCUGGAGGAGAAGAGGCCGGCAGUGGCCUGCUACGUGGCCCAGCAGCAGGAGACUCUAGUGCAGCUACAGAGGUCAGGGCUGGUCCGCCGGAGGGCAGAGAGGCUGGAGAGGCUGUCAGGUCUGUCCCAGGAGGGGCUUCAUCCCCUGGAGCCUCUAGACAGCCCCCACUCAGGAGCCAGGGAGGGCCACAGCCCUGUGGAGGUGGAGUUCUCAGCCUUCCCAGAAGACUUCCCCAAGUCCUCCACGCCAUGCCCAGUGCCCCUAGAGCUGCUGGUGGUUCCUCUGACUAACGAGGCCCUGCUGGGUGCAGUGGGGUCUGGGGGGCUGACGCCCACCUCCUCCCCCCAUGGCUCCACACUGACACGUAGCUCCAGCAGUGACAGCAUCCGCAGCGUCAGGGGCAAACCCGGCCUGGUGCGACAGAGGGCUCAGGAGAUCGAGACCCGCAUGCGGCUGGCCGGCCUCACCGUACCCUCAAGCCUCAAACGCUCCAACUCACUGGCCAAACUGGGAAGCCUCAACUUCUCCGCUGAAGACCUGUGCUCCGUCUGCUCCUCGGAUGCAGGCACCCUCCUGCUCCUCUCUCUUUCCCCAGAGCCAGGCCAAGAAAGGGAGUGCCCCACCACCUCCAUCUCUUCCUCCACCCAGCCCAGAGCACACAGGGACCAGACCACCCCAGAGAGAGCACUGUCCGGGGGUCCCAGGAGCUGA
Messenger RNA from Coregonus sp. 'balchen', 29338 nucleotides. NCBI's taxonomy places the organism in Eukaryota, Metazoa, Chordata, Actinopteri, Salmoniformes, Salmonidae. The record is from the annotation of a GenBank genome assembly.